UGAGGGAAUUGUUUUUUUCCCCCAGAACUUUUGGUUGAUAGUGUAAUAUUUAGAUGUAGUCUGAUGGUCCUUUCUUUGGUGUGGUUUGGUUUAAGCUAAAUAUAGUCACAUCUGAACUUAUACAACAGAAAUGUUUCUGAGAAAUUGUGGAUAAAUUCAUUUUCAGUAAGUCAAGUAAUAUAAAAAGCAUCAGGAAAACUUGUUAAUUGAGUUUAUCCUAAUGUUCCUGGUCACCCGUUUUCUUUAAUAGACACGGGGUGGUGACAGCCAUGCUUCGAUUUAUCUCUUUCGUAAAUUAGGUUUUUGUUGUCGGUGGUGGUGGGGUUUUCUGUGUCUUAAACUUGGCGGCUCGAUUCUCAAUGGAAAAACUUUAAACCGUGUUUGGUUGGUGAUUUGUUGACAAUUCCUAACCGAAAACCUGCCACUCUGCUUGAAAUUUGAAAUCCCUUGGCCAGGGAGAUGUUUUUCUCAGAAUGUAUCUUUUGGAGGACCUCAAGAAGUUAAUUAUUCUGGCAAGAAGUCCGUUUUUUAAACUUUUUGGAUCAUUGCAGUAUUAUGCUGAUGUAUCUAAAAAAUGGAUUCUGUGUUGAAUAACUGUAGAGUCCUGGCAGAUAUGAGCAUGUCAGAUGUCUUGGCACUGUUUUGGGGCAGAGGGGACUUUCCCACUUCUUUAUGUAAUCCACCAUCAUAACAUGUGGGAGUUUUAUGAAAUGUCUUCUAUUAUACUGAACUACUUAGCUUUUCAUACCAUACACGCUGCUCAGUGAAAACAAUCUCUCUGUAUGUCUGCAUAUGUUUAAAAGAAAUGAAAAAGAAAAGUGCAAUAUAAGAAAUUUCUGAAGUUUGCAGUGGUGGUUAUUUUUAGCCAUGUUCAUGUGUUCCAAACCAUCCCUUUUAAGUCAAUUGAUUGGAACUUGGAACAGAGCUUCCCAUAGAAACAAUAGUACAGUAUAUGUGGCGGACAUAUUUCAGAGUAGCCUUCAAAGAUCAUUUAACCCAUCAUUUACUAGCAUGCUUUGUAGUACAACGGGCAGUGAUAUAUAUAUAUAUAUAGCCUGUCAAAACACUGUUUAAUGAUGUAAAACCUGUAGUUUCAAUGCUAGGAAUUAAAUAAAACCGAAAAAAUUAAAAAAGGAGUAAGGAAUAAAUUUUAUUUCUUUUAAAAAGUGGCUUUUGAGGAAAAGUAGUUUUCAAGAGACUCGGUGGUAUGGUAGAAGAGCCCCAGGUGCCCCUGAAAAUGUGCUACUUAGCAGUUUGGGUAUCUUGGACAAGUGAAUCAUCCUCUUGAGCCUCAGUUUCUUCAGAUGUCAUGAAGGGUUGUGAAGAGCAGAGUAGAUUUUGCACAUAAAGUUUGUCAACUGUAAAGUCCUAUGCAAAUGUAUAAUACACAUUGUUUUUUUCCUAAAUUAUGAAAAUCCUGUGUCCUGGCCUUUCUUUUUCUUGACGCUCCUACAUUAGGAGCAAAAGUGUUUAUGUUGAACAAUCUAGUAGAGUCUUGUUUAGCUCACGAAUAUAGUAAGUGCAUGUUAUUUUCAUUCCCAUAGAUGACAGAAAUAUUUGCUUUUUCAAGACAGUUGAUUGGAACUUUCAAAGUGUUCUCUCUCUUAGUUCUCAUUUUCCUAGGCUCCAAAUCUCUCCUGUGCUUUCCUUGUCUGAAUAUCUCUUUCUUAAUCACCUUCUCAAGUUUCAGGUUACAGACUAGGGCUCACACUCCAAGCCCUGGCCUCUCUCUGACCUGUGUCUCUGGCCUCAGACCAGCCCCAUGCCGCCAGGCCCUGCAGUUGACCAGGUCUUCUGUUCAAGGUCUCAUUAGAGUCCAAACAGAGGCAGCCUGUCUGGAGGGAACACAGCCUCCCAACAGGAUUUGUGAGGUGACUGGAGGCCCUCCCUGAUGCCAGGAGUAAAACUAGAUAUGCUGUAAGCCUAAUCCCCCCAAACCCAAGGAGCGUUUCUGGUAGAAGCAGUGUUAGAAGAAAGAGAGACUCGGCUGCAAUUGCAGACCAAAGCUUCCCCAUUCCCUGCCUUAUUCAUAGGGGGGUGGAGGAUGGUUGGGAGGAAAAUGGAAAAAGCCAUAUUAAAGUAUUACUUUUGUGUCAAAAUUAUACAAAUCAAGAAACAGAAUAACAGCAUUGAAUGUGGGGAGAGGACUUAGAGAUCCAGGAAGUGCAAUUUAUUAAUUUUGGAGUGGAGAAAUCUUAAGUUGGAUAGGUUAACUGAUUUGCAAGUAUCCCCUGCCUUCUAAUGCUGAGUCCUUUCAUGGGACACACCCUUAAGACAGUUCUUGUGGAUCUUGUCGCCUCUCUGUUCUCUGUGUGAGGUUGCCACUGAGUUAGCUUAACUAUAUGCUGAGACCCUAGGAUCUAACAGUGUGCAAAGACUAGAAAUGAAGUUGGAGGUAGCCUAGUAUACCAACCGCCCCUGAUUCCUCCUGCCCUCCACAGGCAGAAUUAGUGAUAUUCUAAUAAUUACUAAGCAAGACAAUUUGUAGAAACUGUGGAGACAACUAGAAAUACAAUUUCUGCUGUUUCGAAGUUCACAAUACUCUGUAAUAAUGUUAUGUCAAUAGGGGGAGCCCAUUCCGGACUAUGCAUUGAACUGAGUAUUAGCAUACUGGAUUCUAGUUUAAUUUCUUCCACUGAAUUUCUUCCAUACCCUGGUUAAGACUUAGAAGAAAAUCAUUGAACUCUUGGGCCUUUGUUUUCUUAUCCAUAAUCCAGAAGAUUGAAUCUUAAAACCCCCAUAUCUGUAUAUUCUGAGUCACAGUCUCAUGAUACUUUUUAAAAUUUUUAAUCAUCAAAUUUUGGAUCCCUUCUAUUCUUUCUAUUUCCAGAUAUUCUUGGCUAAGCUGUAAAAGCAAAUUAAUUUAUAUGCUGAUGUGUCAAGCAACUUAGCAAUUUAUAGAACCACAGGCUAGAAUGGGUCUGGAAAUAUAUAAUGGUUCACUUCUUUAAUUUUAAGGCAGAACUACAUCCCAAGCUUAUGUAAAAUAAUUUGGGUUAUUAUAUACUCCAGCACUGUGGUCCCCAACCCUUGGGCUGCAUCCCGGUACCAGUCCGCAGCCUGUUAGGAAAUGGGCCCAUCACCGCCUGAACUCUGUAACACCCCCAUUACACAAACCCCUAACCCCUGGUCCAUGGAAAAAUUGUCUUCCAUGAAACUGGUCCCUGGUGUCAAAAAGGUUGAGGAUCGCCGAUCUAGUAGGUCUGCCUAAAAUGGAAUAUAACUGCUUUUGAAAAUGCAAAGACAGUAAAUUAGAGGAUUAUUAUUACAAAAGAACUUUUGACUCUACAAAGGAAUUUAACCGCAGAAUUCUUUUCAACAGUGAGUUCCUCUAGUGCAUUUAAAAUGUAAUAUGAUUUGCAGAUGUUUAGUUUAUGUGUACCAGACAUAUAUAGUUGUGUAUAUUUACAGUCCGUAGUUCUUGCAGCAGUGCCAAGUAUAUGCACACCAGACAUGCUUUCUCUUAACUAAUUGUGGGAAUUUCCUAUGGUUUGAGAGUGGGUUUUUUUGCUGUUUUGUUGGAAUUUUACUGACCUGUCUUCCCUCCCUCCCCAUGUUCCUCCCGGUAGCCUAAGCAGCAUUCAUUUGUAAAAUGAUUGGUUGAAAUAUGAGAGAUCAUCUCUGGCUGUUGGAUAAGUCACCCUUUUAGGGGAUGAACCUGUGACUGAGGAGGUAGGACUUUCUGUAGUGGCAGGAAAAUGAGCCACGUACAAACAGAUUCAAGUUCAGAUGCCAGCACUACCUCUCAGUAGCGUUAAGCAAGUUACUGAACCCCUCAGAAUCUGGUUUUCAUCUGCAAUAUAGGAAUAAUGAUAAUAAUGCUUAUACCAUAUGAUAAAUGAGAGCAUUUGCCUUUUCUGAAAAGGCUGACACAAAUAGGUACUCAACGAAAGUGAGCUUCUUGCCCUUCCCUUCAAAUCCAGGGAGCAGCCAUAAAGCAGUCCCAGAACUACAGCUCUGGGAGUUGCAGUGUCUGUGGCCUCCCUGAGGUGUUAGGCAGGCAGGCUGGAGGUUCUAGGAGGAUCACUAUGGUAUGGCUUGGUGUGGUGGUUCAGCCCUUGGCCUCUGGAGCCCAAGAGCCUGUGUUCCAGUCUACCAACUCUCUGUGAUCUUGAAAUGUCUCUUUCAGAUCAAUUUCCUGAUCUGCAAACUGAGGCUCAUAGCAUUUACCUAAUUGGGUUGUUGGAGAUUGAGGGCAUUAAUUUGUGUAAAGUGCUUAGAACAGUCCCUGGCACGUAGCAAGCACAUCUUGGUGCUUGCUCUAGUCUGUUAUGGGGAGGAUCAUUUUGUUGUUAAAGUUCAGCGCAGACUAUUUUUUAAAAUUGUGUGGAAAGACUACAGGCUUUCUAAAGACAACUGGUAUUUUCAGUUGAGGAAGCUCUUGUUUCUGAACAGUACUUGGCCGGUUUCUUUUACAGGAGAUAUUAUAGCUUUGCUCUGAGAAGCCUGCCCUAGAGCCUUUCAUCUCUUCCACUCUCUCUGCAUGUCCACUCUGUACGGCUUUUGUUAUUAAUGUGCAGCAGUUGAAGUCACUGACUUGGGUGCAGGCCAGGCCAGCAUUACUGAGGUCAUAUAUUACUUUCCUAGGCUCUAGCCAUGAACAGGAUGUUGGAGUCAGAAGUGCGGGGAAGCUGCCUUUUUAGGCAGCCCACAUGAAAGGCAUGGAAGAGGAGAUGGUUUGUGUUACGCAGUGGUCGUUUAACCGGAGAUCCAGAUGUCUUGGAAUAUUACAAAAAUGAUCAUGCCAAGAAGCCUAUUCGUAUUAUAGAUUUAAAUUUAUGUCAACAAGUCGAUGCUGGAUUGACAUUUAACAAAAAAGAGUUUGAAAACAGCUACAUUUUUGACAUCAACACUAUUGACCGGAUUUUCUACUUGGUAGCAGACAGUGAGGAGGAGAUGAAUAAGUGGGUUCGUUGUAUUUGCGACAUCUGUGGGUUUAACCCUACAGAAGAAGAUCCUGUGAAGCCACCUGGCAGCUCCUUACAAGCACCAUCAGAUUUACCGUCAGCUGUAAAUGCAGCAGCACCAUCCACCCAGGUGGAUGCGUCCUCCUCCGCUGCUCUACCUCCUCCGUAUCAGCUCAUCAGUGUCCCGCCACACCUGGACGCUCUCGGCCUCCAGGAGGAUCCUCAAGACUACCUCUUGCUAAUCAACUGUCAAAGCAAGAAGCCUGAACCCACCAGCCAAGGGUCAUCUUUUGUUUCUGAAGAAGGAGAGGAAUACCUACUACUAGAAGAUUUUGAAAGCAAAACGAUUCCAUUGCAAACACAUGCUGAUUCUGCAAAAUCCACGUCUUCUGAAACAGACUGCAAUGACAACGUUCCUUCUCAUAAAAAUCCUGCUUCCUCCCAGAGCAAACACGGAGUGAAUGGCUUUUUUCAGCAGCAAAUGAUGUAUGACUCUCCACCUUCACGCGCUGUGUCUGUUUCUGUCGACUCCAGCCUCUAUUACCUGCCCAGGAGCUAUUCCCACGAUGUUUUACCAAAGGUGUCUCCAUCAAGUACCGAAGCAGAUGGAGAACUCUAUGUUUUUAAUACCCCAUCUGGGACAUCAAGUGUAGAGACUCAAAUGAGGCACGUGUCUAUCAGUUAUGACAUUCCUCCAACACCCGGUAAUACUUACCAGAUCCCACGAACAUUUCCAGAGGGGACCUUGGGACAGACGUCAAAGCUGGACGCUAUUCCAGAUGUCCCUCCACCUCGGCCACCGAAACCACACCUAGCUCACGACCGGUCUCCUGUGGAAACGUGUAGUGUCCCGCGCACGGCCUCAGAUGACAAUAGUCACUGUGUCCCCACAGCUGGGAUGCCGCCGUCGCGGAGUAACACCAUUUCCAUUGUGGAUCUGAACAAACUGCGAAAAGAUGCUAGUUCUCAAGACUGCUAUGAUAUUCCACGAACAUUUCCAAGUGAUAGAUCUAGUUCACUUGAAGGCUUCCAUAACCACUUUAAAACCAAAAAUGUGUUGACAGUGGGAAGUGUAUCAAGUGAAGAACUGGAUGAAAAUUACGUCCCGAUGAAUCCCAACUCACCACCACGACAACAUUCCAGCAGUUUUACAGAACCAAUUCAGGAAGCAAAUUACGUGCCAAUGACUCCAGGAACAUUUGAUUUUUCUUCAUUUGGAAUGCAAGUUCCUCCUCCUGCUCAUAUGGGCUUCAGGUCUAGCCCAAAGACCCCUCCCAGAAGGCCAGUUCCUGUUGCAGACUGUGAACCACCACCUGUGGAUAGGAACCUCAAGCCAGACAGAAAAGGUCAAAGUCCUAAAAUUUUAAGACCCAAACCCCAUGGUUUAGAGCGAACCGAUUCACAAACCAUAGGUGACUUUGCUACACGAAGAAAGGCCAAGCCAGCACCCUUAGAAAUAAAACCUUUACCAGAAUGGGAAGAAUUACAAGCACCAGUUAGGUCUCCCAUCACUAGGAGUUUUGCUCGAGACUCCUCUAGGUUUCCCAUGUCGCCCCGACCAGAUUCAGUGCAUAGCACAACCUCAAGCAGUGACUCGCAUGACAGCGAAGAGAAUUAUGUUCCCAUGAACCCAAACCUGUCCAGUGAAGACCCAAAUCUCUUUGGCAGUAAUAGUCUCGAUGGAGGAAACAGUCCAAUGGUCAAGCCCAAAGGAGACAAACAAGUGGAAUACCUAGAUCUAGAUUUAGAUUCUGGAAAAUCCACUCCACCACGUAAGCAAAAGAGCAGUGGCUCAGGCAGCAGCGUAGCAGACGAGAGAGUGGAUUAUGUUGUGGUUGACCAACAGAAGACCCUGGCUCUAAAGAGCACCCGGGAAGCCUGGACGGAUGGGAGGCAGUCCACAGAGUCGGAAACACCAACCAAGGGUGUGAAAUGAAAAUACUGCUUUGCCACUUAGGAACAAAAGAGAACUGAAUUGUACAGAUAAAUCUUGUCUGAAGAUGACUUGACACUUCUACUCUAGGUAGAUCCUCAGAUGAGUAGAGUUGAAGUCAAAGGACCUUUCAGGCAUAAUCAAGCAAUUUAGACUUAAAUAUGGUGCUUUGUGGUAUCUGAACAAUUCAUAACAUGUAAAUAAUGUGGGACAAUAGUAUUGUUUAGCUCCCAGGGAAACAUUUGUUCUAUAGUUAACACACUUGUAGUAUUACUGUAUUUAUGCACUUUUUCAUUUAAAACCUUGUUUUGGGUAUUCCCAGUGUACAUUAACAUAAUUCCUUUGGGAGUUCUUGUUUUUCUUCACACUACCUUAUAUAACAGUACUAAGUUAACUAAGCUACUUUUAGAUUUGGAAAUUGCUGUAUAAACUACAGUCUAACAUUAAAAUGAGAGGUGGAUUCACAGGUUAGCUUUCCACGGGAAGCUUCAGGUGGUAACCAUUAGGUUAAACUACAGAGUAUAGUUGGACUCAUCAUUCAUUGCCUUCCAAAAUGCUGAGGAUAAUGUAUGUACCAGUGUCAGGACCUAGUUCUCUGAUUUAUGUGCAUUUAGUUUUUAAUGGUGGAACUUUGUUAUAUUUUGAUAAUGACAGCAUUUUUGGUUCAUUGAGUGAAGAUUCUGCUGGGUAGGAUCUCGCGCCUUUGAAAGACUGAAUAAUUUACACUAUCAAGUAAGCCUGCAAAUCAUUGAUGGCCUUUAGCAAUGAUGUGCUCUUGUACUUGUUAACAUGUAUUAAAUGUUAUUUGCAAAAGGUAGAUAAAUAAUCAGGUACGUACCAGGCACUGAUGUGCUAACACACUGAUCAGGUUAGACAAUGAGCAUUGGUUGUGUUCUUGUUAGUCCUAAUAUUGGUUUCCAGUUUGGAAUUAAUGAAACAGUUGACAUUCACUGUUAGUUAUAGCAACAUACUGUGAUUUUUAGUUAGUCAGUAAUUCAGAUUUAUUACUCUGAGAAUGAAAUCCUAUCUUUUGACACCAUAGUGCCCUUUCUAUGAUUUUUUUUUUUACUUAAUAUUCUUCUUGGCCUUAUAUUUAAAUCCCUAUGCAAUUACUAUUUUAUAUCUGCAUUUUUUUUAAAAAAUAGAUGUUAUAUAAGUGAUUCUCAUAUGUAGCACCUGUUGCUUUUCCCAUAAAAUAAUUAAAAGUUUUGUACUGUGAUUUAUAUUCACUACCCCAAUUCAAGAACUAUUGGAGCCUUGCUGUAAUGUGAAAUCUUAUACUCAUGGACCCCUUCCAACCAAAUUUCUGAAACCACCAGAGGGAGGGUAUAAUUCUUUCUCACCUGUAACAUGCUACACAUGCCCUGUGAUAUGUAUAGCAAGACCACAAAUUAUAGUGAGGCUACAGUUCUAUUCAUCUGUCUUGGCUUUGCAACACAAUUUAGGAAGUUGUUUGCUUAUUUUUUAAUCAAGUUACAUACAAUCUCUUACAUAUUGAUGUGAGACUUACUAACAGAUUUAGGAGGGGGCAGAUAUAGGAGUACCCAUAGCUAAGGCAUAACUCCCGCCAUUCCAACCUCUAACUGUUGCCUGAGUACACAGAUGUGUCCUGAUUUCUGGCCUGUUGGCCAUAGUACUGUGCCUAAUCAAUGUACUAGGUUUAUUUCCCCAAUCCACGAACUAAAAAUGUUCAUAAUAAGAUGAACUGUAGGCUAGUAACAUGUGAUGCUUCUAAAUGUCUGUUUCUUUUUAAACAAAAACUAAAACCCAGAAGUGAAUUUUGAGGUGAAUUUUUAAAUAAAAAAAAGAUUGUUUGAG
Messenger RNA from Microcebus murinus (gray mouse lemur), 8658 nucleotides. Lineage: Eukaryota; Metazoa; Chordata; Mammalia; Primates; Cheirogaleidae. The record is from RefSeq and is a predicted model, not a curated record.